Haliotis rubra (blacklip abalone) is the source of this 3436-nucleotide messenger RNA. RefSeq names its product double zinc ribbon and ankyrin repeat-containing protein 1-like. NCBI's taxonomy places the organism in Eukaryota, Metazoa, Mollusca, Gastropoda, Lepetellida, Haliotidae. Gene Ontology annotation, molecular function: protein binding. The record is from RefSeq and is a predicted model, not a curated record. Bases 99 to 2402 code for a protein of 767 amino acids. The transcript is spliced from 20 exons.
UCUGUAUCUAGGACGCUUGUUGCUACAUGCCCAAGCAAGGUGUUCGGUUCGAUUUGACAGAGGUAUAUUGGGUGGUGUAGUUCCUGUCUACCAACAUCAUGACUGCAGGCUCUAUCAUUGUACCAACCAUCAUCCCUCUGCGGGCACCGGUGCCAGGGAGGUCCAAACUCUCCAUAGACUCUGCUACCAAAAUAGAAGUGAGAACAGAGACAAGAGAUACUGACAUUCAUUACACAAUCAAUGGCACCAGACCCAACCCCUUCCAGAAGAUGGGUGAGAAGUGUACGAUGCAGUACCGGGGACCUUUCACACUUCCUCCAGGGAAACAGACAGUGAAGGCAGUAGCUGUGUCCAGGGAUGGGUUGAGAGAGAGCAGUGUAGUUACAAAGGUAUUUGACGUGGAAUAUGUUCCCCCACCUGCCCUGGAGCCUACUGAUGAUGACCUUGGCUUUCAAGAACAGUGGGAGAAGGAGCAAUCAAAGCUUGAUUUGAAGCGAGCAACAACAAAGUUGGCAACUUCAUCACGUUCUGCCUGGACAGACGUCUCCUCCAUGAAGCAGACACAGCAAAUGAUGGCUGAUAUGUCAGUUGGAGGAAGCUCACACAGACGUCCUGGGACUGGACCCAGAUUUCUCAACUCUCGUCGAGGAAAUAUGUCUGAAAGAGGAACAGUGACAUUUGACCACUCAGGAGAAUAUGGAGGCUCUGAUACCCGUCGGUCUGAGAGACGUCUGCCAGACAACACCACUCAGGCCAUGAGGCUACAGAGGGAAACAGACUUCCUCAAGUGUAUGUACUGUUUUGCUGAUCGUCCAUCUGACCCAUAUGCAAGGUUCUGUACAACUUGUGGUCAGCCUGUCCCUCCCAUCCCACAGACACACAGAAUUGCACCCCCUGAGCCUGGACAGAUGGGAAUGUGUGUGUACUGCAAGUCCAUGGUGCCUUUCAACACUGAGACGUGUGUGGUGUGUGAGGGUCCAAUACCUGUCCAAAACCGCCCCCAGGCCAGCGUCAAGCUGUCUGACCGUCUCAUCUGCACACUGUGUGGUACAGCCAACCCCAGCAACCUUGUGCUGUGUAUAACAUGUGACAGCAGGCUGCCUACCACAGCACAGCAGAAUGCCAUCCUGAGUGGAAGAUCAGCCCCUCCGAUCGUCAACCCGGACAAGCGUCAUGUCACAUGUAACAAGUGUGGCCGUGUCAACAAUGGAGAUGCCAGAUUCUGUGACUGGUGCGGCACAAAGCCAAGCCAGCCAACAAGUGCCAUGGUAUGCUCCCAGUGCCAUGCCAACAACCACCCUUACAGCACUUUCUGUGGGUCAUGUGGUGUCAAAAUGGAUGCCCCAGUCAGGACAGAGUACAGAAAGAACCCUGCUGGCGGAUCAGGCGAUUCCAAGUGGCUGCCAGUGAGUUUCCCUGUGGCCAACACACCCAAGCCGAUGACCACUGUGGCCUGUCAGACUGUGGGACUGUUCUACCCAUCCCAACGGGGAAUGGAGAAACAGAAGGAGAUUGAGGAGGAGAAAGCUGCCUUGGAGAAGCAGAUGAGAGACAGACGGCCAUUGCUCACUGCCAUCAGCCCAGGCAGAGGUUACUGGCGUAGGCAGAUUGAGCACAUCUGCAUGCACCUGAAAGCUCAUGCCCAGAAUGAUGCUGAGUUCCGUGCUCUCAUUGGAGAACCCAAGAUGGGCAAGCUGAUCACAAGUGCCAUCCAAGAAGACGGCUAUGAGUUGAGCCUGAAUCUGACGUUUGCUCUGAGGGGAAAUAAAGACCCAUUUGUGGGGAAGAAGCUUGGGGUUUCUCACCAGGGCUACCUGAGUAUGCACACUGACAGGGACAGCAUCAACAGCUACAACAUGGAAUCAGAAGACAGUGGAGAGGACACAGCCAGGACAACCAACAACAAGAAGUCAACUAAGAAAGCAAAAGCUAAGAAGAAAAAUACUGGACCUAAACUCUCACCCAUUAACUCCAAACUGAUGAAGGAGAUAGGAGCUCAUGGUGAUGGUUCCCCCAGUGAAGUGCAGCAACUCUUGGAUGAGGGAGCUGACCCAAGCUGUGUUAACAAGAAUGGUCUUCCUGCGCUUCAUGUGGCAUCCAAGAAUCGGCACCUAGACUGUAUCCCAGUCCUGGUUGAUGCAGGGGCUGAUGUCAACAGGAAGGGGCCUUCAACAAUAAAAGGCAACACCGCUCUCCAUGAAUCUGUGAACCUUGGACCCUCUGGUCUCAAAGUCAUCGAUACACUGCUAGACCUUGGAGCAGAUCAGGCCAUAAAGAAUGAGAGAGGAGAAACACCAUAUGAUCUCGCAGCAAAAGCUGGCUAUGACUCGAUCAUCACAAAGUUUGCCUCGGCCCUUGGUCAGUCGCAGCUACAUAAGAUGACCAAGCCUAGAACAAGUUAAUCUGACUGGCUGACCACAGUUGCUGACCACAGUUGCUGUACACAGUGUUGCCUAGAUGUCCUGUACCUCAACCCUGAACCAUUGAACCUAGUUGAUGCCUUAUUACCAAGUGCCAGUCGAAGGAAAUGCCCAUGAAAAACGCUUGUGCAGCAUUUAUCAGAUUUUAUGUUUAUUUGUUUUCAUUCACAAAUUUGUUUGGUUUCAUUAUUGAUAAUCUUGACUGGUAUUUUCUCGCAUUGGAAGCAUCAUGAUCUUGAUUCUUACAAAGUCUUGGAAAAUUAUUUCUCAUGGACUUUGGCUGAAGAUAGUGACUUCAGAUCUCAGGCAGUGAAACUUUGUUUGAGUGGAUUAAUAAUUUGUGAACAUGGAGAAUGUGGAAAAGUGUUUCGUCAUGAUAUCCAUUUGUUUUACUGAAGAUAUCAAGUAUUUUAAUAGAUCAUGUAUUUGCUGACUGGCAGUGCCUAAGAACCAGGAUUUGUUUUUCCUUUAAGCCUUAGAUUUAGUGGUAGAUUUACAUGGUUAAUAUAUUUGUAAAUAAUAUGAUGACAGCUAUCACAUUUUACCUAUGAAAAGCUAUAGGAGCAGGCACAAUGACUUCACCUGCCAGUGAAGGUGAUUAUCAGAUUCAAGACUUGUGCUUCUAUGUUAUGCUGGUCAUUACCUGACAAUACUGCCACCUCAGCAUAAUUGUAUAUAACACUUCAUGUUGUAUUUAUAAUUAUUAGACUUCACAUGUUGCAAGUAUGGAUUUAGAAACUCUUGUUUAUUUAUAUUUGUCAGAAAAGAUGCAUUGUUCACUAUGUAAAUGUUACAUGCUUCAGAGGAUGUUAUUGGUUCAAAUUUAAAACUCUUGUAGUAUCCUAGUGUUGUGGAACUCCGUCCUGUGUGUCUACUAUUGCCUAUCUGUGAUAUUUAGUAUGUGAAAACUUACGUUCCUGUCAUGACUAGCCUUCAAACUACAGUAUAUUUACAUGCUUUUAUCUUAGAAUCCUGUAGUUGUUUAGCAGAUAACAUGAAAUAAACCUUUUCUAGCA